This is a messenger RNA of Bufo gargarizans (Asiatic toad), 3782 nucleotides long. RefSeq names its product gastrula zinc finger protein XlCGF17.1-like. Lineage: Eukaryota; Metazoa; Chordata; Amphibia; Anura; Bufonidae. Gene Ontology annotation, molecular function: RNA polymerase II transcription regulatory region sequence-specific DNA binding; DNA-binding transcription factor activity, RNA polymerase II-specific. The coding region runs from base 1 to 1077 and encodes 358 amino acids. The record is from RefSeq and is a predicted model, not a curated record. Gene Ontology annotation, cellular component: nucleus. Gene Ontology annotation, biological process: regulation of transcription by RNA polymerase II. The transcript has 2 exons.
AUGGAGUGCAGCAAAGAAAAUCUCAAGAAUUCUGAGGAAAAUGUCAUUUUAACAGUAGACUAUAAAGAAAAAGAAGAAGAUAUCGGGCAGCGCUCUUCAGAAGAAAACCUAAUUACCUGUAAUGUACAUCAAGGACUUAACUGUACAGACCCGUCAUAUAAUCCUCCUAAUCAUGAGGAACCUGCUCCUGACCAAUCACAGAUUGUUACCACAAUUAUUGGGCAGGAAGGGGGUAAAAGGUUUAAUUGUGGGGAAUGUGGAAAACACUUAAAAAACAGAUCCACUCUUAAUGUCCACAGAAAAAUUCACUUUGGAGAGAAAUUUUCAUGUCCAGAAUGUGGAAAAUGUUUUACAAAUAAAGCAAAUCUUAUUAGACAUGAGAGAAUUCACACAGGAGAGAAGCCAUUUGCAUGCUCAGUGUGUUCAAAAUGUUUUUCAAACAAACCCGGUCUCGUUAUACAUGAGAGAAGUCACACAGGAGAGAAGCCAUUUUCAUGUUCAGAAUGCGGGAAAGGUUUUAAAAGUAAAUCAGAACUUGCUGCCCAUCAGAGAAAACACACAGGAGAGAAGCCGUAUUCAUGUUCAGAAUGUGGGAAAUAUUAUGGAACAAAAUCCAUACUUAAAGAACAUCAGAGAAUUCACACUGGAGAGAAACCAUUUUCAUGUUCAAUAUGUGGGAGCCACUUUUUAUGUAAAUCAAGUCUUACUCAACAUGUGAGAACUCACAAAGUAAAGAAGCGAUUUGCAUGCUCAGUGUGUUCAAAAUGUUUUUCAAAUAAACCCGGUCUCGUUAUACAUGAGAGAAGUCACACAGGAGAGAAGCCAUUUUCAUGUUCAGAAUGCGGGAAAGGUUUUACAAAUAAAUCAGAUCUUGUUAAACAUCUGAGAUAUCACACAGGAGAGAAGCCGUAUCCAUGUUCAGAAUGCGGGAAAAGCUUUGUUACAAAAACCAAACUUAAAGAUCAUCAGAGACUUCACACAGGGGAGAAGCCAUAUUCGUGUUCAGUAUGUGGGAAAUGUUUUGCAGAGAAAUCAUAUCUUAGUAGACAUGAGGAGAUUCACAUAGAUCAAAUGUAAUUAUAUAUCAAGAAGGUCAAACUGUGCAACUGCAAGUGCUAUAAAGAUACAUGUGAAGAGUGAAGCCCUUUUCAUGUCCAGAAUGUAGAAAAUGUUUUACAAGUUAGUCAAUUCUUAAUGUAUAUCAGAGAUUUCAGACAGGAGAGAAGCUAUUUACAUGUUCAGAAUGUGGAAAAUAUUUUAGACAAAAGUCAAGUCUUGUUGCACAUGAGAAAAAUCACACGGGAGAUAAAUGAUUUUGAUGUUCUUUAGGUACUAUAUGUUCUACAACAUCAUAAAAUCAAAUUUUGAAACUUAUAUAGAGAAAAAAACACCCAAAUUUGAUUAACCUUAGGUCAACAGUGAUCAGGAUCAAUGGAGGAAAAGUAUUGUGGAUUUGAGGAAGAAAAUAAGAGCCUUGUUUACUGUAGAGCAGUGAAGAUGAAUUGUCACAAUGAACCUUGCUUCCUACUGUAUUCAUACCUCGACUCCAGGCUCGGACUCACCCACAGGGGAAUAGGUGAAUACCUCGGUGGUCCACUGACAAAGAUGGGCCCUCAGUAACCCAUUACAGCCUCUUAGUCAGCCUACAUCGAUACAACUCAGUGGUUAAGGUGACUUCUCGGUACAAAAAGAAGCCAUACAGUAUCAUUUUUCCCCAGGGACCCAACUUCUCAAAGUUUUUGCAGGAAUCGCCAUAAUGAAUCAUCUUGAGUGUCUUAUUGCUGCCUGCCGCUAUGUGAGUAGGUAAUAUUUGCAUGUAGCUGUACAGUGGGCUUCCAGAAUGAAUUUUACUGGUGGGCUCUAGGCACCCUUGUCUGACACUGUUCCACCCACACUGCAGGAGAAUUCAGAGGAACAUAGCAAAAAAGGAAGGACUUCCCUUAGAGACUUUUAGGUAACAUAGGUGGACAUAUUGAUAUUUUUAUAUUCAUUUGUACAGUAUAGAAAGAUAAAGGUGAUGGGGAAAAUAAUAACUUAAAUUUGUAAUAAUUUGUUACACAAAAUAUUCAUAGAUCUACCAAAUCCUUCUCUGCCUUGAAUACCCGGCGAUGUCCCUUUGGCAAAAUCAACCUACAGCAGGUGUUUAUUAAAGAGUCUUAUUCACAUACUAUAUGUGUAUUUUGGUCAGUAUGUAAUGUCCGUAUUUCUAACCCAAACUUAGGAGUAGGUCUAAAAUAUGGAAAACAUGACCAUAUCUUAAUUAAAUUCUACUUUGUCUCUGUUCUAUUCGCUUACAAAUAUCAUGUUACAAAUGUUACAAGCAACAGGGGUCUACAUCAUGUUCAUCUGGUUACUAAUUUUGUUUGAGCGUUUUCCUUGUAUCUAAAUCUGCGUUUGGUUUUUGUCUGUUGCGUUGUCCUGGCUGAUUUAAAUUUUUUUUUUUAAUUCAAAUAGAGUAAGUUCAAUAUUGCCCCUUUUCUGCUCACUAUCAUUCAUUCACUAUCUUCACAUGUGCCACACAUCUGCCACCCACUCCAUUGAUGGAUUAUCUCCUUCUGUGACCCACAGCAUUCAGUUCCUAUCCACCGGUGAUUUUGUUUCAGUUUCAUAUUUUUUGCCAGUGUUGAAACAUGUUUCAUUUGUGAUAUGUUUGCAACAGUCUGUUGGGCAGUUCAGCCCUUCUGGAUGUCCUUGGGGUAUGAGUACCAAGAUCUAUUGUUAUCUAUUGGACUGGCAAAGGUAAAGUCCAGUUCUGCAGUCUGUGUUGUUGCCAAUACAAGAUACUCACCAAAAGACACAGAUGUCAAUGAGGCCGUACUGUCUACUGGUCUCUUACAUGUGAGGUAUGGUUUCCUAUUCUUCCAUGAAGAAGCAUAACAUUCUUAUAAAGGCUAAGGAUUACUAGAGCGCACAAGGACUAAACAUUAAAGUAUAAAGCUUUAAUACAAAAACUGUAUAAUUGUGUUACUAUCCACACAGCAGGGAUUUUACAUGAGCCGGUCCUGACACAAUCAUCUCCCAUCAACCUGCUCUGUACAUUAUAACAUUGUUGUGAUCAUAGAUACACUAACAGCUCAGCUUCAUAUGAUUCGGUCAUGUAACCAGUGGUACGGCCACUUCUCCAAAGUCUCCCAAGAGACAUUUUUUAAUAACUGUGCCAGGCUGCAUAUUUCUUAUGCUACUGUGAGCAGGAUGUGUGUAAAUGUGCUACCAUGGCCGCAGUGUCUCCAGACUUGUCUCCCAUCAAGCACUUCUGGGAAAUGGGUUGGAAAUUGCAAAUGGAGCUGCCAUCAGCUGAUUUUGAUGAUUUGCGUGCCCAAGUGCAUUCAGCAUGGUAGAACAUUCCUCAGACCACCAUUAAUAACCUCUUUGAUGGCAUGCCAAGACGUGUAAGUGUGUGUAUAUCUGCACAUGGCACUUAUACCCCAUACUGGACAAAUUGAGAUGUUUUGAAUGUGUUGCAUAUUAUUUAUAUGUCUAUCGAUCCAUGUCUUUUCAUUCUUGAUGUUGAAAUGUCAAUGUUGAAGAGUUUAAAUACUUUAAAAACCUUUUGUGACUUUUCAAAUAAAAACAUCUUGAAAUUCCAGUUUUCUUGGCCGAGUGUUGAAGGAGGUCAACUUUUCUUUUUGUCAAUUAAUCAGACCCAAGUAUGUACUUGAAUAACAUGUAUUGAUUGUUAAGAUAUGAUUGAGAAUCUUGUAUCAUAAGUGCAUCUUUCUUUAUGUCACAUCAAUCCAUAUAUGUUGCUUAAUUCUUUAAAAAUGAAAAAUAAAGAAUUUAUA